AUGGCGACCGAACACGAAGGAGAUAUGAGUGAAAUUUCGAGCCUUACUGACUCUAGCGACGAAGGCAAAAAGGUGGUGGAAGAGGUUGUCGAAGCAGUGGAAGAGGUGGACAAACCGGCAUACUCCGAUGAGGAUUUGGAAACGUUGGUGGGAUUCAUUCGUGGAAUGAUUAUCCUGUUCGACUACGAGGAUGAUGAUUUCAACGAAGAAGUGGCCGAAACGAUCAAACUAUGGUUGACCGAUGCCAACAAUCCGCUACUCUUUAUCUUUUACGAUGGCAACCGACUGUCAGCUUCGCUAGCGUUCCCGCUGUGUCCCAUCAACGAUCUGAUGUACUUUAUGCGUGAACCGGAACAACUGUUUAAUGUGCUUGAGUGUUUCCACGAUGACAUCCUGUUCGGGACGCUCCAUGGUGAUAUUGAAGGUUCGUUGCUAGUUCAACUAGAGCAAGUGUACGGACCGAUGAUACUGUCGAAUGUGGACUGGUCGGAAAAUGUAAAGGCGAACAUGAUCAAUGGCUUCAAUGCGUUCAUGACGUACUUAACGGAGCUACACUAUAAGCUGUCCGGCUUUACGUUACUGUACGUACCGCGCGAGGGAAGCGAUAUGGAGAUACAGGAGGUGGUGUUGAAUCGAUCGAUGAUAAAGCGUCUUGAGGCGGUGGUGAUUGAUUGGACUGGGCAGAUACGAGCAACACUCAGCGAUACGCAACAUUUCGUUCCGGAUGAUCUGGUAUGCCCUUCGGACGAGUAUAGCUUCUGGCUUUAUAGACAUGAAGUACUUUCGGCUAUAAGACUGCAGUAUAAGGGACCCAAUGUGCAGCACAUAGUUCGCAUACUAGAACUGGCUCAAUCGCUCUACAUAAAACAUCUCAAGGACGUGCUGGAAGAUCUGGACAAGGAAAUCGAAAUAGCGGAAUCUAAUAUUCCCUUUCUGAAGUUACUGGUGGAUCCGUGCUUUGCGAUCGGAACUCUGGAGACGGCGGAUGACUUUUGCUCGCAGCUGAUCUACGUCAUGCACAUCAUACGCUUCAUCGGGCAAGAUUCGAACUAUCUCAAUAGGGAUGAAAGCAUCACGAAACUGUUUCUGUAUCUAAGCAACGAAAUCGUAGCAUGCUGCAUGCGUGGCAUCGAUAUUGAUCGUAUACUGGCAGGAGCGCCCCGGUAUGGCAUUGAGGUUUGCCGAAUGAAAAUUAACUGCUGUGAAUCGUAUAAGAUCAUCUACGAGGAGAUGUUGGAGCACUUUAAGGGGGAGUUCACCUGGAAUCUGGACUAUGCCGCUAUCUUCAAUCGCAUCAAUGCGUUCCUGCAGCGUUUGAACGACAUUCUGGAAAUCUGUGACGCAAUGCUAAUCUUUGGCAAGUACGCGGAAAGUACGGCCUACACCUCGUACCGGUUCUUUUGCAACAAUGCGCAAGAGUUUGAACGGCGCUGUGAUCAGGUAGAGAAGAUCUUCCACAACGCCCUAGAAACGAUCGAAUCCGUCGGUAGUACGAUACUGGACAUUAACAAUAAGGACUGGUAUCGGUACAUUGGCGAGUUUCGAGAAAUGCUAAAGAGUCUAGAUGACAUCAUAGAAAACCUGCUUUCGAACGUGUUCUUGAUGUCGGAAAAUUUGGAGGAAAAACUGAACGUACUCGUGACGCUGCUUAACUUUUACAAGCGAGAAAACAUUCGCGAAAGUUUCAUGCGCAAAAUCGGUGAAGUGUGGAGUAUGCUCAAUGAGGAGAUAAUGCAACUUUCGAAGGAUAUAUCCGCUGGUAUAACAGAAUACCCGGCACUGUUGCCUCCCCAUGCGGGACGGUACGCUGUGCUGAAGAUGCGAUUUGAUCAUUUGACACAUUUGCGCACGUUGAUAGUCAAUUGUCGCUUUUUCCCGGAGUAUCCCCAGCAGGAGGAAGUAUUGGCCCUGUACGAAGCCUGUGAAAAGCAAGUAAAGGCGGCCCUGAAAGGCUUCAGCGAAUCAUGGAACAAAUCGAUCACAACCGAUAUGGCGUCCUGGUAUCAGCGAAAUCUCAUCUGUCGUAGUAAUCUGCGACCGGGGCUGUUCGAGGUGAACAUUGAGCGUCGCCUACUUGUGCUCUUUGACGAAGCGUACUACUUUAAAACCUUGGGCGUAAAUGUACCAAUGAGCCUGGAUCUGGAAAAACACGAAAACACCCGGCUGACAUUUGACAAUGUGCUCCGGUUGGUGCUGUACUUCAAUGGUGUCGUUUCGUCCAUAUCGGACAAAGAGCGCUUGUUUUUCAAGCCCAUGAUACAGCAAACGGAGCGCAAACUGGAACCGCUUCGGAGCAAACUCACCUGGGAGGAAGAUCUCAGCGAGUUCAUAGAGGGAUAUGUGGUGAAUGUGCGCGAACUGCUGGACCUGAUCGAGUUGUACAAGCGCGAAAAUCACAAGAUAUCAUCACUGGUAGAACGAAUUUAUGCCAUGAUUUUUGUGCGUCUUGAACAACAACAUCCGGUCAAUAUGACGCAGCUCAUGAACAGCGUAGCGGAGCAGAAGAAGACGGUGUUCACCGAACUGCUCGAGGUGCUGACAGAAGUAAGCCAGAACAUUUUCACCGUGUACGACAGUCUUGGUUCGAACAUACGCAAGAUGGGGACGAUUUGGGAACAAUAUUUGCACAAAAUUGAUAAACUACUUAGGGCGGCCAUUUUCACCUGCACCUUAAACACGCUACGCGGUGUCCAAACGUCACUCGAGAAUGCUCACUCAAAUCCUAUGCUAAUGAUAGAGAUUCUACUGAAGAAAGAAGGCGCCGUGUAUGAACCAUCGGUGGAAGCGAUAGAGCAGACAUUAAGACGCCUUACUGAGGAGGUCUGUCUGACGAUCCGACCUGUACCUAGUAUGGCCCGUCGUUAUCAGCUGGAUAAUGGUGAUCGUAGCUUCUACUUACAGCUACUUGAGCAUCCCGACUACAUCCAAAUCACUAGAUCUAUUGACGAAGUAAUCAAUGAUACGGUGCGGCUCUUGCGGACCUAUCAAUCGAAGUGGAACGUAUUUAGGCCCUUCUAUGGCGUAGAUAAGGCAGCAUUUAUCGAGCGCUUCAAACUAACAGCUAUGACGUCGGAAGCAUUCCAGAAGAAUAUCGAAAAGUUCGAAGAGCUACAGAACCAACUUUCAACGCAGGGCGAUUUUGUUGUGUGUCGUUCGGUGGAAAUAGACGCACUGAAGCUCAAGUACGCUCUCACAACUCACAUUGCCGAGUGGCAGACAAACUACAUCGAGUAUUUGAAAUGUAUCGCUUAUGGGAAAAUUAUUGACUUUAACAAUAUUUUGAAGAAAAACAUCGAAGAUUUACGUCACGAGCCGAUGGAAGUGAUUGAGUUGAAGCAGCUUGAGGAACGCUACCAGAUCUGCUUCGACGAGCUGCCAGAGAAAGAGCAAGAAAUUGGAAUAAUUCUAAAGUACUUCGUGGUGUUGGAAAAGUAUGUCGCCGAUUUGUUACCGGAAGCGUACGAAUUGCGCCGUAACAUUGACCACAUUUGGGCACAGUAUCAAUCAGAUUUGAAAGAAAUUCGAGAGCAAAUAGAAAAUUACCAGGAUCAGUUCAAGCUGUCGAUGACCGGAGCGGCCGAUGCGCUCAAGGUGGAUGCACUGCAAAUGCUGAAGAUGCUACGAGAAGAAAUGCCCACUUCGGAAGACUCGACUCCGGACGAAGCAUUCGAAGCAAUUGACCGUUUAAUGAUGCAAUUGGAAGUGCUAGAACGCCGCGAGCGUGAGAUCGAGGAACGGAUGCGGUUGCUCGGUGUCGAUUAUGUGCGGUUGCCCGCUCUGCAAGAAAUUCGUUCCAAGCUAGAAAAUCUACGUCUUGUUUGGAUGCUAGUACAAGAGUGGCGGAUCGAACGGGAUCGUAUAAUGGCCAAAAGCUAUCGUACAGCGGAUGAGAACGAACUGAACCUGUUGUCAGGCCACUUUCGACAAACAUACGACAAGCUUGCUGAAGGUCCUAUUGGACAGGAAACGUUUGAUGUGUUCUUGCGCGUGGGUGAAGAAAUUUCACACUUCUGCAUCACGGUUACGAUCGUGUGCACGAUGCGGGCCUCCUUCAUGCAACAGCGUCACUGGCUCAAGGUAACAGAAAUAGCGAAAUGCGAGGGGGCAAGCGAAUUACCAGGGUCACAGUGCAGUUUCCAUGUUAUGACCGUGCUGGAACUGUACAAUUACGAGGAAGAGCUGUUAGAUCUGUGCUUUGCCGCACGUAAGGAACACGAGGUAGAGCUAGAACUGGAAGCGAUUGCCGUACGAGUCCGGGCAAUUGAAUUCAACAUUCGCCAAACAGCAAAUGGGGCCGGAUUUCUUGAGCUACGCAGCCCUGGCACCCAUUUCACCACGCUGGCGGAUAACAUUGGGAUCAUAAAUCGACUACGACGAUCGCCCCAUCGGCACCCGUUCCAAUCGCUGAUCGACUAUUGGGAGCACACGCUGGGACUUCUGGAGGAGAUGUUGGAGAUAAUUAUGCGCAUGGAGUACGAGUGUCGAACGCUGCACGAGCUGCAUCGAAUCACCCAAGGCAUUGCGCGCGGUUCCAAGAUGGAUGAUUUCAACGAUGGAUUUCGAAAAUGUUUCGCUCAAUGGUGUGAACUGAUGCGCUACAUUUCGACUGCGAGACUCGUGGAGGACGUGUGCCCGGUAGGACAAGAAUUCAUCGGUGAACUUGAGUCCGUUCGCAAGCGGCUCAAUCACCAAGCUAAAGCAUUGAAUGAUGUUCUGUGCGAACAGCGUGAAAUUUUCCCGCGGUUUUAUCUGCUCUCGGACAACCAACUCGUCCGUUUGAUCUCAGCUCCAUUGAACUACACACAGCUGGAGCAAUCAUUACCGAUCCUGUACGAAAAUGUUACACGGUUUCAUCUGCUAGAACGGGGAAAACAGAACAUCCCAAGCAUUGGUGGGGUGUACACUCGGGACAUGGAGUAUCUACCGUUCGUUGGAUCUCCUCCCGAUCCAGUACGAGAACCGGAUGGUGUGACUGAAUUCAUGAACGUACUCGAGUGUCACAUCCACGAUGCGAUGCAAGAUUUAUUGUCGACAUGUCAUACCGCUUUACGGCGGGGCUACUUUAGACGGGUGGAGUCCGGGUGGUUGCGUAGCUGGCCGUUGCAGCUAUGUCUGAAGAGUGCCGAGCUGCAGCACACUCUGCAUACCAGGAAUGCCUUGGUGCAGUGCAGUCUGCUCGGCAAGAAAAAACCGUUGAAAAUGUUGCGUGCAUUGCACACUAAGCUACUUCAAGAAUUGACGGCUUCGGCUUGCACAAACAAAGAACAGUGGCAAAGCAAGAAGCUGAACGAUUUGCUGGUUCUUGAGCUGAACGCGCGUGAUCUGAUCGAGCGACUAUGUCGUCGAAAGGAGCUGCACGGAUUGGAAUCCUUCGAGUGGAUUUCCCAGCUGCACUCGUACUGGCAUACAACAGGCCGUAAGUGUAUUAUGCAGCUGCUUGAUGCACGCUUUUCCUACGGUUACGAAUGCAAACGCACCACCGAACCUAUGCUGCUCACACCUGUCAGCGAGCGGGCUCGCAUGGCAACGAUACAUGCGCUGAAAUCUCGACAAAUUCCACUGCUCCUAAGUACAUCUGGCGGUUGUGGUGGACGACAAGUAUUGUUGGAAAGUUUAGCACACGCUCUUGGUGUUUUCCUCCUCACAAUUGAGUGUGAUGAAAAUUCUCACAUGGAGAAUCUAAUGCGCAUGGUUGAUGGUGUUAGAAUGGUCAGAGGAUGGCUAGUGUUUAGAUGCUUCGAGCGGUUGUCGAAUGCUAUCGUAGCUCAAAUCAGUGAUCAUGUACGAGAAACGAUAAGUGCACAGCGAAAACCAGUUACGAUUAAACGGAAGCAUGUAUCAAGAGAACGAUUUCAGUUGUUUGCACUUACCAGUUCCGGUAGUCUGCAUUCCAGCAAGAAGAUGACGCAGGAACUAGACAGAACACUAUACCGGCCCGUUUAUUUAACCACCGUUGACCGAGUGAAAGUGAUCGAAUCUUGGCUUUGGCUGGCUGGAUGUGAGCACUGCACACUGAUUGCUAAGUUAAUCGAACUUUUUCUUUGUCAAAUGAAGAUUACGAAUCCGAACUUAGUAUCGAGAGGAACAUUUUCGUUGCGGAAAUUAAAACAACUAAUUGUAAACAUGCGAUCUGUCAAACUAAGCCCGCCGGUAAACAUCUGCAAAACGAAUGACGUCACAGUACAAGGAUGGAGUGUAGAGAAGCAAGCAUUCCUUUCCGCAUUUGUGAAUACGUAUAAAGGUAGUAUUACAGAUGAAGAAAUGCAAAAUUGUUAUCGUAAUUUGUGUCUUGUUUACGGCGAGUUUGAUGGCCGUUCGUCAGUCGCUGACCAAGAGCUCAUAACCAUGGUGCGAAAUCAAAGUAAAGCAUUGAAAUACAAGCUUUCAGAUCGUAUGAUUGACAAGGUUUUGCUGCUGCAUCAGUCACUUCUUGCAGUGGGCCGUCCGAUAAUGGUGACCGGGAUGUCUGGAACGGGCAAGAGUGCCUGUAUUGAUAUCGCCCUGGGCAUAGCGAAGCCCGCCUACGAAUCGUACCGCCUUAUCCCCAACACAUUACGAAAGUCCGCGCAGCCUGGUGUAUUUGACCGGGAAUGGCUAGACAACAUCAUACUGACUAGCUUGCGUUCUCCGUCUGGCAGUGAGUGCAUCGGUAGAAAGUGUUUGAUAUUCGAUAGCGUACCGUGCGGCGAAUGGAUCGAUUGCGUCGCCCAGCUAGCCCGCUCCGGGCACUAUAUGAGCAACGAUUUUACGCAGAUGACGACCGAUGGCCCUGACCGUGGCGUGAAAGUGAUCGUCGAGUGCGUUGGUCCGCUUCAUACGAUGACGCCCUCGACGGUGUCACAUUUCGCUCUAGUCCACAUCGGUAACGAUGAUCUCGGUUGGAUCGAUGUGGUAGAGGUUUGGUUGGAGCAGAAGCCUCAGAUCCUGUUGCGUGAGAAGUUACAUGAACUGGUGACGAAAAACAUGCAAUCCCUUCUUUCGUUCCGCCGUCACGAAUGCCAAACAAUUGCAACUGUCGGCGAUGUGGCGCUGGUACGUACAUUCUGCCAGCUGUGUGACAGUCUGCUAGCGCCAUUUGAUAUGAGCAAAAUAUGGCGCCCGGAGAGCGGUGAGACGACGCUACAGCAGUGGUCGGAAGCACUGGUGAAGGUGUUCUUUUUCUGCGCCGUUUGGUCCAUCGGUGGUUCGAUGGAUGAUGAAGGUAGUCGGAGUAAAUAUGAUUUGUUGCUCCGGGAGCAGCAUCCCGAGGCGGGGUACCCGUUAAAGGGAAACGUUUACCAGUUGUAUGUUGACCUUCCCGAGGGCACGUGGCGGUCGUGGGAUUCAAAACUGUUGCCCCAGAUACCCACAGAAACGUUGGAAAGAUCAGGCAACGGAGAUAGUCGGAACAUUUAUCGUUGCGCAUACGUACGAAGUCCCCUCACGAUCGCUUAUGAAUUUCUUGUAAAGGCACUGAUGAGAAAUGGAACACCCGUUCUUCUAGGUAGUGAGACGGCUGUUGGAAAGACGGCUCUUGUGCAGGCCAUUUUAUCAGAGUUGGAGCAUGAACGAUGGGCCUCGAUGAGGAUCGUUCUAACGCAAAGAACAACGCCCCUUCAACUUCGCAAACGUUUACGAUGUCAUGCGCUGAAGAUCAUGAAAAAUCGUCUAUAUCCGGCGGAACGCAAACGUAUGGUUUGCUUUUUUGACGAUCUUCAUACCAUUCCUUCGAACCCAUAUGCGGUGGAUGAGUUUAUCCGAGGCUUUAGCGUUUCAGCCGGGUGGUACGAAUCGUCCACUUCAAUGUGCAUAGAGCAAUGUCAAACGCUACUCGCCAUGCGCCUCCGCUAUUGUCACUCGCCGACCCCUGCCAACAUGCAAUGUUUGUUAAACAAAUGUCAUCUCCUGGUCAUGACACCUCCGGCCGAGGAACAGCUUGGACAAAUCUUCACCGAUAUGAUACUGUCAACCCUGGUAGAGCCAGCAAAACAUGGCUCCGUGCUCAGACUGCUGGCGCCAGCAACGGUAGACUUUGUUGGGCGCCUCACGCGAAGACUUGCGCCCACACCGACACGGUUACGGUACCAAUUUUCACUACAGACAAUCGCAGCCAUAGUCCGUUCGGUGUGCCAUUGUCUGGGCGCUGACGGUCGGGAUGCUUAUCUGUCAGAAAAGGCACAGCUACUGCGGCUGUGGAUACACGAAUGUUACCGGGAAUCGUGGGAUAGGCUGGAACGGGCAGAUCACAGGAGGUUCUACGAGCUGCUUAACGAAACCGUAUCGGGCUACUUCGAGGUUACACUGCACGGAUUGUGUCCGAACAAUCAGAGUCCAAUUUUUACCGACAUGAUGCACGGAAAGCCGAACAAGAAUCCCUACGAAGACGUGCGGGAUGUUAAUCAAUUGAUAACCCGCGUCGAAGAGCGAUGGAUUGAAGUUUCCGAUGAUUCCACGAAAAACCUCAUCAUCCACCGAGAAGCCAUAGAACACACGACGAAAGUGCUCCGCAGCAUUCGACUCGGUCAGGGCGGCAUGAUACUCAUGGGUCAUCCCGGUGGCGGUAGAACCGUGGCAUGUCAAUUCGCAGCCCGUCUUUCCACGUACAAACCGAUCACUCUUCAUCGGUUAAAAGUAAAGGCUCGAGAUGAACCGGAAGCGAUUGAGAGUGAGUUUUCGAGACUGUUUCAAGCGUGUCUGGGUCAGCAGGGUAUGGUGUUGGUGAUGGUGAAUCUCGACGACACCGUAGAAGCGGAACCAAAUGAACGACUAAUGGAGCUGCUCGGUGGAAUAAUAGCCGGCGAAGAGUUAGGCGUGCUUUUUUGCGAAAGCAACACAAGCGAGCAAAGAAAAAUACCAGCAGAAGGGACGGACGACACGGGUACAGUUGACUGGCAGAAAGUACGGAGCAAUUUACACUUUGUCCUGUGCUUACCUUUGGAAGUAGCCGCUUUCAGAAUUAUUCUUCAGCGCUAUCCUUCGCUGGCGCGUGGUCUUACUGUGGACUGUAUGCACGAUUGGCCGGAGGCGUCGCUACUGGAGAUUUCUAAGAAGUACCUGCUCAAGAACGUUCCACUCAACGUACCCAUUCAGGGCGCGGAAGCUGGCGAUACAGCCAAGAAGGCCCGAAGAAGAGAAAGCUUGGUCCAGAGUACCGAGGAGCGGCUCCAGAUUGCGACGCAUGAUUUAUUGUUCCGCAUACAUUAUGCCGUCCAAACGGAGGCGACUUUGCCAACCGCCGCUAAGCGAAAUAUAAUUGCACCCUGCAGUUGGUAUUUCGAGUUGCUUGAUACAUUCGAAAGAGUGUUGCGUGAAAAAAGGCUCGAGUUACUGGCCCUUCAUCGUAAGUUCCGUGUCGGUAUCGAACGCAUCGAGGAUGCUACGCUAAAGGUGGCGAAUCUUUCCGAGGAGCUAGUGGAACGUCAGCGUGAGAUAGCGCUUUUUCAGGAGCAACUGGACGAGUUUCUGGAGGAAAUCGGUCGCCAAACGAAGGAAGCGGACGAACAAACGGAAGAAGUGUCGGUGAAGCGCGUAAAGAUCGGCGCAGAAGAGGUCGUUUGCAAACAGUUGGCCGAGGUUGCUGGAGCAGAUUUGCAGCGAGCGAUGCCGGCACUGAAUGCGGCUGUUGCUGCUCUUGAUUCACUCAACAAGAAGGACAUGAACGAGAUUAAAUCGUACAGCCGACCUCCGACGAAAGUGGAGUUGGUAAUGGAGGCGGUGAUGAUACUGCUCGGCAAGGAGCCUACCUGGGUGGAGUCGAAGCGUCAGCUGGGAGAGCAGAAAUUCUUGGACACGCUUAAAGGAUUCGAUCGGAACAAUAUAUCUGAGAAGACACUCAAAACAAUAGGCGCCUACGUUCGUAAUCCAGAACUGGAACCGGAUAAGGUAGGAACUGUCUCUAAGGCGGCCAAGUCGUUGAUGCUCUGGGUACGUGCGAUAGAGAAUUACGGCAAAGUCUACAAAUAUGUAGGUCCGAAAAUUCGUAAAAUGGAAGAAGCUAAUGCGUCGCUUUUGGAGAAGCAGAACGAACUUGCUGCUGCUGAGCGCAAGCUGAUUGAGCUGGCGGAAAAGUUGGCCCUGUUACGCGCCGAGUACGAUGCAAAGAUUGCCGAAAAGCAAUUGCUGGAAGAAACAGCACGCCAAAUGGCAAUCAAACUGAAACGCGCUCGCAAUUUGGUGGAUAAUUUAGCCGGUGAACGUAUCCGUUGGCUAGCGACCAAGACCGAACUUGAGGCUAGUUACGCGAGACUGAUCGGCGACACAUUGCUAGCGGCCGGUUUUCUAACCUACCUCGGUCCGGUGAAUAUCGAAACACGUACCUACUUUCUUGGGCAGUGGUUAAUCGACCUGGAAACGCUGGAUACUCCCUUCACCCGACAAUUCUCGCUGGCUGCCUAUUUUUACGAUCCGGGCGUGUUGAUCCGAUGGCACGAGAAUGGUCUUCCGCCGGAUGAUUUUUCCGCGGAAAAUGCAACCAUUUUGAUGAAAAGUACGCGUGUCGGGUUGAUUGUUGAUCCACAGGAAGAAGCCCAGAAGUGGUUGAUUGCGGAACUGGAAGGGCGCGUCAAGUUGGUUGACUUUGAUGACGAAAUUUGCGAGUCUAUGUUGGUGGAAACGUUUGAACGGCACGAACCACUUAUGGUGGAAAAUAUAAACCGUCAGAACGUGUGUCAGUUGGAUGAACUGUUCCCACUGCGCGACUCAGUGGUGGCAUCCUGUGUAAAGUGUCGCGAAAAAAAUCAUUCUGGCGUAAUGGCGCAUCCCUUGUAUCUGGUUGGACUAGAGUCGCUACGUAUGUCGGGUGCGUUGUUGAAGCGUGUGAAUCAGUUGAGCUUUGUUCUGGGAGCAGAGGGAUUGGAAAUGAAACUGUUGGGAUUACUAGUACAAAGUGAAAAUCCUUCCCUCGAGGAACGCAAGGAACUACUGCAACAGACGAUAGUGCAAAACAAGAAAACGCUUGUGGACCUUGAGGAACAGAUUUUGCGUAUAUUGAACGAAAGUAAAACGCCACUGCUAGAAGACGAAGAGUUGUAUCAUGUGUUGGAAAGCUCUCGGGCAACGUUCGAAACGGUUUCGAGUGGAUUGCAGCAAGCAGAACAGACCCGACGUGAGAUCGAAAAUUCACGCGAAGUUUACCGUGCUUGUGCUGCCCGUUCAGCAUUGCUAUUUCUCGUCCUUGGUGAUCUACAACUGUUCAAUCCCCUCUAUCGCUACUCUUUGGAAUGGUAUCAAUCUCUGUUCCUGAUUUCUCUCGAACGAAGCGGACGCGUGCAGCAGGUUGCGGAGAGAAAGCGUCGGAUCGACGAUUAUCAUUCCUUCAAUGUGUUUAGAAUUGUUUCGCGCGGGCUGUUUGAAAAUGAUAGAAAGCUUUUCGCUUUCUACUUGUGCAUACGGCUACUGUUCGCAGAUGAAGCGAUGAGUCCACGAGAGUUUCGCUUUCUGAUAUUCGGGGCGGGCAAAAUCGACCGCCAGGAACAGAUGGAAAAUCCUUGCCGUAUUUGGCUAACCGACACGCACUGGGAUCAGUUGACCGAUUUGGAUCGGCUUCCAGGGUUUCACGGUAUAAUGGAAUCAUUCGCUGAGCUACCAGAUGAAUGGAAACAGUGGUAUCUUUCUUCGGUGCCGGAAGUAUCGCCACUCCCCGGGAAUUGGGAGAUAAAUCUGAAAAAGUUCCAAAAGUACCUCAUCGUGCGGAGCUUACGCUUGGACCGAAUUGAAAGUUGUAUGAAUGAUUUCACACGAGACACAUUGGGAGUGAAAUACGUAAAUGUUCCCGUGGGUACACUAGAGGAUGCCUUUCAGGAGUCUACCUCCCAAACUCUUAUUUUACUGCUUCUGCGGGGAAAUUCCAAUCCGCUUGCGAAGCUAGAGCGAUUGGCUCGAAAAUCUCACGGUUCGUCCAUGGCAGCAGGAAAAAAAUGUUUCGAGACACUGGCCAUAACUGACGACCGGAUAGAAGCGUUCGUUGGUCUGCUCCAGCGAAGCAUUAUGGAUGAAUCAUGGCUGUACAUUAGCGAUUGUCAUCUUUCAGAAACAUUCCUGAAGCAGUUGUCCCACGUGGUGGCGUUCUUGAAGCGCAAUAAUCUCAACUCCAAGUUUCGCCUGUGGCUUAGCACCAAGGCACACGAGGCACUGCCCUUGCAAGUUUUGCAAAACUGCAUCAAAUUGGCAUACGAGGAACCAAAGGGUAUUAAGCAUCAUAUGGGAAAUCUGUACGACGAGAUCGGUGAGGGACGGUUCAAAAAAUCGACAGCAGCGAUGAAACAAAGUUCCACGAACGUCGCCACCACCGAGACACACUACAAGCGUUUGCUGUUCACGAUGGCUUUUCUGCACGGUCUACUGCUCGAACGGAACAACUUUCAACAACUGGGAUGGCACGAGUCUUACCAGUUUGUCAACAAUGAUUUUUGUCUGGCGGAGAGCCUUCUUUCGUACGGGCUGGAGAAGUUGCUCGUGAAGAAAGUUCCCGACCCACGGCAUCAUCGUGGCAAGGGUGGUCGCACAAACGCGAAAGCCUCGAGUGCGGACGUUAGCCUCGAGGACGAUUUUCACGGUUUGGAUCAGGGCGAGGAUGAGCAACAGCAUGAUGCGACGCCCUGGCAGUUCAUAAAGGGUGCCGCCCUGGAGCUUUGCUAUGGUGCUCAAAUCGGAUCGCACUGGGACCGUCGCGUCUAUGAGACGUAUCUGGAGGAACUCUUCCAUCCGCGACUGUUGACACCGACGACUGUCGCGCCACCUUCGCCUGGACGUGGUUGGUUCCGGUUGCCACGGGACGGAGUGUACCAAACGUACGUGGAGUUCAUCGGCACCAAGCUGCCAGACCGCGACGGCAUUGAUGUCUUUGGCCAGCACGAGAAUGCAAACAUUAAAUAUUUGAAAUCACGCUCCGACUACAUGCUGCAGAUGCUAACCAGAGUGGCACAGGACCCAUCGCAUCAAGGGCCAGCCCAGCAGCAGCAACAGCAACCAUACGUUGGGCAGGAUCAUGAGCGCACGAAGCAAACAAUCUCGGACCUCUUAUCGACACUUCCUGCUCACCUGGACUACGAGAAUGCGCUCCGUAUUGUAGGUGCCGGCGCAAACAGAACGUCCGUUUCGGAUGCAUUGCUGGCGGAGGUUCGCACCUACAAUACCGUCCUUACACUGGUGCAAUCCGACUGUCACUGUCUGUCCCGGAUGCUGGCGGGUGCAACGAACGAACUGUUGGAUGAAGAUACCGGCAGAUGGAGCGUACUGUUAGAAGCACUCCGGGUAAACAAGGUUCCCGAAAGUUGGGCUACAAGUGGUGAAGCAGAAGCGAGCUCCUGUGUGACUGUGGUUCAUGUGUCACUUUCGGAUUGGAUAUUGCAGCUAAAAGAACGCAUCGGAUACUUCCGACGGUGGACCGAAACGGGUCAGCUUCCGGUGGAGAUUUUGUUGGGUCGGUUCAGUGAUCCGAAGCGUUUCCUAAACGCUGUAUUGCAGCACCAUGCUGCAGCGUACGGAACUCCUUUCGAAGAACUGCGGUGGGAUUUUACGAUAUAUAGUACGAACAAACCGUUGGAGCGUAUUCCGAUUCAGGAUGGCUUCAUUGCCUGGGGAUUAAAGCUGGAAAAUGGUAGCUGGGACUGGGAGAAGCAAACACUGGUCUUGCCGGACAUUUUGGAGAUGACUUGUCCGAUGCCACCGAUUGCCUUCCGUCCUAUUCGAAGGUUCGCCGAAGCAAUUUCCGAACCAUUGCCAUGUUACCAAUGUCCAGUGUUUCACAGUUCGGAUCGAAGUGAAGAUGCUUUUAUUUUAGUCCUUCCAUUGGCAGUAAGUGAGCAACAGAACGAACAGGGUUGGAACAUGUUUAAUACGGCGCUGCUAUUGAACGAUUAG
Messenger RNA from Anopheles marshallii, 13839 nucleotides. RefSeq names its product dynein axonemal heavy chain 2-like. NCBI's taxonomy places the organism in Eukaryota, Metazoa, Arthropoda, Insecta, Diptera, Culicidae. The coding region runs from base 1 to 13839 and encodes 4612 amino acids. Gene Ontology annotation, cellular component: dynein complex. Gene Ontology annotation, molecular function: ATP binding; dynein light intermediate chain binding; minus-end-directed microtubule motor activity. Gene Ontology annotation, biological process: microtubule-based movement. The record is from RefSeq and is a predicted model, not a curated record. The transcript is spliced from 24 exons.